AUGUACCAGCAAGUAACACCAUACAGCGAGCUGACCUUCAAAAAAGUUCUGCGAAUUCCGCUUCUUUCGCUCUUCUUCACCGAUAAGAUCUUUUGGGUAUCUCCAAUGGUGAGGGAGAAAGAUGUUUGCUGGGAUUAUGCUGAUAAAUUGGACGGGAACAAAGUAAGGUGUAAGUUCUGUCUUCGAGUGCUGAAUGGUGGAAUUAGCAGAUUGAAACAUCACUUGUCUCGGCUUCCCAGCAAAGGUGUAAAUCCAUGUAGCAAAGUGAGGGAUGAUGUGACUGACAGGGUAAGAGCAUUAUUAGCAUUCAAGGACGAUGGAAAAGAAGCUCCGGUUGCAAAGAAACAGAAGCUAGCUGAAGAAAGAUCUCCCAUAAGCAUCUCCAUAGGUAAAUGUUUAGAACCUGCAGAACCACCUCCUGCUCAUCAUGGCAAGGUUUUUCCGACUUCCAUGCAAAUGAUGUUGAAUGGCCCUGUCUUGAGUGAUCAAGAAAGUGCAGAGAGGUGCAUUGCUUUGUUCUUUUUCGAGAACAAACUAGAGUUUAGCGCGGCCCGUUCUUCAACUUAUCAACAAAUGAUUGAUGCUAUAGCUAAGUGUGGAGGUGGAUUCACAGGACCAUCUCCUGAAUCCCUGAAAACUAGGGCAAGACUGAAACAUAUGUUCACUAGCCCUGAGUUCUCAGCAAAUUCAGCUUUUGCAAGUAAACCUCAAAGUUUGACUUGUAUUGGCAUUCUUGAUGAUAAUGAUUUCUGGAGGGCAGUGGAUGAAUGUGUUUCCCUUUCUGAACCCUUCUUAAAAGUGAUGAGGGAAAUCUUGGGAGGAAAGCCUGCGGUAGGGUUCAUUUACGAAUUGAUGACCAGGGCAAAAGAGUCAAUCAGGACAUACUACAUUAUGGAUGAGAUAAAGUGUGCUACAUUUUUAGAUAUUGUUGAUAACAAGUGGCAUAACAACCUCCAUUCACCUCUGCAUUCUGCUGCAGCAUUUCUCAAUCCUAGCAUCCAAUACAAUCCAGAAAUAAAAUUUAUUGGAUCUAUCAAAGAAGAUUUUUACAGGGUAUUGGAGAAACUACUGCCAACGCCUGAACUAAGACGAGACAUAACAAAUCAAAUCCUUUUAUUUACCCGAGCAUCCGGCAUGUUUGGUUGUAAUCUGGCGAAGGAAGCAAUUGAUACUGUUCCACCAGAAGUGGAUCUACUUCAGCUUGACGACAUAGAUAUGUCAUCAGAAUGGGUGGAGGAAACAGAGAACUCUAGUCCAACGCAAUGGCUUGAUCGAUUUGGUUCUGCUCUUGAUGGGAAUGACUUGAAUACGAGACAGUUUAGUGCUGCCAUAUUUGGUGCUAGUGACCACAUUUUUGGUCUGUGA
Oldenlandia corymbosa var. corymbosa is the source of this 1365-nucleotide messenger RNA. The record is from the annotation of a GenBank genome assembly. Lineage: Eukaryota; Viridiplantae; Streptophyta; Magnoliopsida; Gentianales; Rubiaceae.